Caenorhabditis elegans is the source of this 1702-nucleotide messenger RNA. It is a transcript of the gene math-45, whose product is annotated as MATH domain-containing protein. NCBI's taxonomy places the organism in Eukaryota, Metazoa, Nematoda, Chromadorea, Rhabditida, Rhabditidae. The transcript has 8 exons. Bases 76 to 1668 code for a protein of 530 amino acids. The record is from RefSeq and is marked reviewed.
AUAACCUCUUUUCGGGUUCGAAAUCAAUAAAUUGUUAAUUUCGAUAACACAUUUUCAGUCAUCAUUCUGCUGAAAAUGCAGGAAAAAAAGAAAUUUGUGUUGACUGAAACUUUUGAAAAACUUUCUACUAUCAAGGAAGACGAGUUAAUUACAUGUUUGCCUAGAGAACACUUUGAUAUCCCGUGGGCAAUAUCCAUCAAGAAAUUGGAUGGAAAUUUCUACGUAUACUUGUGUUGUGAAAAAGAGCUUGGAUAUCCCAGUAAUUGGUCAAUCGAGUACAAGUCUACAAUCCAAAUAAUGAAACCAGGAGGAAUGGGUGUUAGCAGAAAUUGUAAAGGGAUUUUCGACAAACCAUACAACAAAGGCUGUAUCAUGAUGAAGUGGAAAAGUUUAGAGAAGAAUUACAUCGCUGACGAUAAAAUUUCUGUGUCAAUUUGUGUGAAGAUAUUAAGAAUAAAAGGGAUUUCCAACCCUCCUUUGUUGCCUGAAAAGAAAUUUGUGUUAACUCACACUAUCAGGAAUGUUUCCAGCAUGGAGGAAGGAAAACUAUACAAGGGAUCGACAGAAGAGCGAUUCCAAAUUCCAUGGGCGAUUUCUUCCCAAAAAGAGAAAGGAUAUCUCAAAGUAUACUUAAGCUGUCUGAAAGAAGUAUCAAACGCCAGUGAAUGGUCAAUUGAUACGGUGUUUGAGACAAAGUUGGUGUCUGGAAAAGGGAAUAACUUCAGUCGAGAAGUGAAGCACAAGUUUGAAAAGCCUGACAGUUGUGGGCCUGAGGACUAUAUUAAGUGGGAAGUGCUGAAAGAAAACCACGCAGUUAAUGAUAGUGUUUGCGUUGAAAUUCAUGUCAGGAUUGUCAAAUAUACUGAUAUUCCCUGUGAAGUGGUGACACCUGUGAAACAAUUUGUCAUAGCUCACACUUUUAAAAAUAUAUCUACUCUGAAUAGCAAGCCGUUUGGCAGAACAGAAGAACGUUUCAACAUUCCAUGGAGACUAUCCAUCCGGCGUGAUGCCAACGGAUUUUUUGGAGCUGGCCUGUACUGUGCGGAACAAGUUUACAAAACUCACAAAUGGACAAUAUCGACGGAUUUCGAAAUAAAGUUGUUAGCUUCUAGCGGGAACUCGUUGGUCAAAACGGGCAAAUUUAUGUUUGAGAAAACAGGAUUCGCCUGGUUUGACCGUUUUCUGACUUGGAAAGACUUAGAGAACGGAUACGUGGUCAAUGAUAGUGUGACUUUGGAGGCGCAUGUCAAGGUUUUGGGCGUUACAGAUUCUCCUCGUCCAAACACUCCAGGUCUCGAGUUUACAUUUUCCUACCUUGUCAAGAAUGUGUCACGCAUCAAAACGGGCUUCACGUAUAACAGCCCGACUAUUGAAAGAUUUGGGAUCCCGUGGAAAAUAGCAGUCAACGAGAAGGACGGAUUUCUUAUUUUAGCACUAAUUUGUGAAGAUAACAAACUUACUUCUGGAAAACGCACAAUAGAAACAAACUUCGAAUUGAGUCUGAAGUCACUGAAUGGGAAAAUCUUCACAAAGUAUGCAGAGAAUGUAUUCGACGUGCAUUAUGUAUACCGUUUCGUGCCUUUCGUAGACUUGAAGGACGUGGAGCUGAUUGAUGGCAGGUUCAUUAUUGAGGCUUUCAUAAAAAUUAUGAAAAUUAAUGAUAAUUAGGCGAUUGAUUGAAAUAAAGUUUUAAAAUUUUGCA